Molecule: messenger RNA, 333 nt
Organism: Paramuricea clavata
Lineage: Eukaryota; Metazoa; Cnidaria; Anthozoa; Malacalcyonacea; Plexauridae
Source: the annotation of a GenBank genome assembly
AUGGAGUCGGGAGAGGAAGGUUUGGAAUGCCAAGAAGACGAACUAGUUGCGUUGAGUUCUAUUUACGAUGAACGAGUAUUUACAAAAUCACAAAGUGGAGGUGAAGUUAAUAUAUACUUAGAUAUACCCGAAAAUUUUGAGGUCAAGAUUUCUGCGAGCAAAAGAAUUGAAACGAAUGCUGAUGAAACCAGCCAUGAUAAUGAUGCAAUAUGGAAUGUAUUUGUCGUGAAAUAUCUUCCCCCUCUUGUCCUAAAUUUCAGUUUCCCCCCUGGCUAUCCAUCAACUCAGCCACCACAGUAUACCAUGUCAUGUAAAUGGUUGAAUGUGUUGCAG